Scleropages formosus (Asian bonytongue) is the source of this 7802-nucleotide messenger RNA. It is a transcript of the gene dock7, whose product is annotated as dedicator of cytokinesis 7. The record is from RefSeq and is a predicted model, not a curated record. Gene Ontology annotation, molecular function: guanyl-nucleotide exchange factor activity. The transcript is spliced from 53 exons. Gene Ontology annotation, biological process: small GTPase-mediated signal transduction; axonogenesis; positive regulation of GTPase activity. The coding region runs from base 992 to 7432 and encodes 2146 amino acids. Lineage: Eukaryota; Metazoa; Chordata; Actinopteri; Osteoglossiformes; Osteoglossidae.
UUAUAAUUACAAAGGAAAUAAAUCAUACACCAAUUUAAAACCACCUUUUUCUUUUAGACUUUUGCUAUAGUAGUGUCUUCUUUGCAUCAAAUGACGAAUUUAUGGGACCUUUGCUGAAAAAGAACGUCAUGUUGUUAUGGACACCAUCUACCUACAUUUACAUGUAAUAAAUAUUUAAAUAACAAAUGUCACAACGCGUUAUAUAUAAGAGCAACGCUGCUGAAUCGUACCACUAGCGAAUCGGAAGUGGCGUGAACAUUCGGUCACUUGUACUGUAACUGUGAAGUAAAGAAAAUUAGUUCCUUUCAGAAGUACAAGUUUACUUUGGUUAGUUUUCCCAGCGAGCGGUGACCUGGUAAAACUGUAGUAGACUAGUGUAGUGUUCGUAAGUCAGUGUGUGUGUAUGUGUGUGAGCGACACUUCACACCUUGGCGUCCGACCACUGGCUUCCUACUCUCUCCAAUUGUUUCCUUCCUCUGGGCUUUCCUCUCCGCUCAGGACGUGAGUCAUUGCGCACUGAGGCCAACGAACGGCUGGGUCGCCAUUCAGCUCCGUUGAAUGACAACGCUGGAAGAAAAAGUUUACACUUUUAGUUACUGCAGUUUUAUUUUUGUUACUCCCGUUUCGUUAUCAAGCAGUGACACUUCUUUUAGAAAAUUCUACAGAGUUUAUGAACAGUAAUAAAAAGUCACAAUAUAUAUAAUAAGGAGGGUGCUGUUUAUGUGAGGUUCAAUACCAGUGAGUAUACCAGUUGAAACCAUUUAACCGGCGUAAACUUUAGUUCGGGUCAGUUUAAAGACUGGGUAGGUAGGGACCACGUCUGUACCCUUUUUAUAGCAAUAUUAUUAAUAACAAAACGUAAACAAAUAAAUCAAUGAAAUUUGCUGCGCGUCUUUUCCCAGGAUUACGGUACGAAUUCCAGCCUCUCUCUCGCUCGCCAGUAGCCGCCGUCUGGAGCACCAGGGAAUUCAAGCAAUAAGCGGCUAGGGCCAUGGCUGAGCGCCGCGCCUUCGCCCAGAAAAUUAGCAGGACUGUUGCUGCGGAGGUCAGGAAGCAGAUCGCCGGCCAGUAUGGAGGAUCCCCCCAGCUCCUCAAAAACCUCACUGUUGGUGCCAGCACAGCCAGUAACACGGUCCCACUCACCGAGGCUGUGGAGCCUGUGGACUUUGAGGAGUACCUCAUCACACACCCACCCAUCAUUGAGUCAGGGCCUCUGCGGGACCUUGUUGAGUUUCCACCCGAUGACAUCGAGGUGCUGCAUGUGCCCCGGGAAUGCCGCACGCUGGGGCAGGCUGUGCCUGAGGAAGGUGACAAUGACCCUCAUGUCAGGGACUGUGCGAGGUCCUACACAGAAGACUGGGCUGUGGUCAAUCGAAAGUACCAUAAACUGGGCACAGGGUUUAACCCCAACACACUUGACAAACAGAAGGAGAGGCAGAAGGGUCUGCCAAAGCAGGUCUUUGAGUCAGACGAAAUGCCAGAUGCCAGCAGCUACCAGGAUGAUCAGGAUGACCUGAAGCGGCGCUCCAUGUCUAUGGACGACACUCCACGGGGCAGCUGGGCUUGCAGCAUCUUUGACCUGAAAAACUCAGUGCCUGAUGCCCUGUUACCACGCCUGCUGGACCGAGCGCCUAAUGAAGAAAUUGACAGGCAAAAUGAGGACAGCAGGAAGGCGCAGCGCCACCGCGAGCUCUUUGCCCUGCACCCUGCCCUGGAUGAGGAGGAGCCCAUUGAACGCCACUGUGUGCCUGAGGUGCCUAAAGAACACUUUGGCCAGCGGCUACUUGUCAAGUGCUUGUCCUUGAAGUUUGAAAUAGAAAUCGAGCCGAUUUUUGCCAGUCUGGCCUUAUAUGAUGUCAAGGAAAAGAAAAAGAUUUCGGAGAAUUUUUUCUUUGACUUGAACUCCGAGCAGACAAAGUCAAUGCUACGACCCCACAUCCAAUCAGCAGCCAUCUCUACUCUUGCCCGGUCUGCCAUCUUUUCCAUUACUUACCCCUCGCAGGAUGUCUUCCUGGUCAUCAAGCUGGAGAAGGUGUUGCAACAGGGGGAUAUUGGAGAGUGUGCUGAGCCGUACAUGGUCUUCAAAGAGUCAGAUGCAGCCAAAAACAAGGAAAAGCUGGAGAAGCUGCGGGCCCAGUCGGAGCAGUUCUGCCAGCGCUUGGGUCGGUACCGCAUGCCCUUUGCCUGGACAGCGAUCCACCUAAUGAACAUUGUGAACAGCGCGGGCAGCCUGGAGCGUGACACAGAGCUGGAAAUGCCCCUUCCAGAGCGUAAAGGCUCGUGGUCGGAGCGAAGAAACUCGAGCAUUGUGGGCCGCCGGUCACUGGAGAGGACCACCAGCGGUGAUGAGUCCUGUAGCCUGACCAGCUUCCGACCUGCCACCCUCACUGUGACAAAUUUCUUCAAGCAGGAAGGAGACCGUCUGAGCGAUGAAGAUUUGUACAAGUUCCUGGCAGACAUGAGAAGACCCUCGUCAGUGCUGCGCAGGCUAAGGCCUAUUACAGCCCAGCUGAAGAUCGACAUCUCCCCGGCCCCAGAGAACCCCCAUUACUGUCUGACCCCUGAGCUGCUGCAGGUGAAGCCCUACCCAGACAGUCGAGUGCGGCCCACCAGGGAGAUCCUUGAGUUCCCCGCCAAAGACAUCUACGUGCCCAACACCACCUACAGAAAUCUUCUCUACAUCUACCCACAAAGCUUGAACUUUGCCAACCGUCAGGGUUCUGCGAGGAAUAUUACGGUGAAGGUGCAGUUUAUGAAUGGAGAGGACCCUAGCAAUGCUAUGCCUGUUAUCUUUGGGAAGUCUAGUUGUUCUGAGUAUGCCAAAGAAGCAUACACUGCAGUGGUAUACCAUAACCGAUCGCCGGACUUCCACGAUGAGAUAAAAAUCAAGCUCCCUGCAUCGCUGACAGAUCACCACCACAUCCUGUUUACCUUUUACCAUGUCAGUUGCCAGCAGAAACAGAACACACCCUUGGAGACACCAGUGGGAUACACGUGGAUCCCAAUGCUCCAGAAUGGUCGACUGCGCACAGGACAUUUUUGCCUUCCUGUUUCCCUGGAAAAACCCCCACAGUCCUACUCAGUCCUUUCUCCUGACGUUCCUCUUCCUGGUAUGAAAUGGGUGGAUAACCACAGAGGGGUGUUCAAUGUGGAGGUAGUUGCAGUUUCUACCAUUCACACACAGGAUCAGUAUCUGGACAAGUUUUUUGCACUGGUCCAUGCUCUGGAUGAGCACAUGUUCCCUGUGCGUAUCGGUGACAUGCGCAUUAUGGAGAACAACCUGGAGGCAGAGCUCAAGUCCAGCAUUGCUGCUCUCAGCAAUUCCCAGCUGGAGCCCAUCGUGCGGUUUCUCCACCUGCUACUGGACAAGCUGGUGCUGCUGGUGGUGAGGCCUCCUGUCAUUGCUGGCCAAAUAGUCAACCUUGGUCAGGCAUCAUUUGAGGUGAUGGCCUCCAUUGUGAACCGUCUCCACAAGUACCUGGACGGACAGGAUCAGCAUGGACGCAACAGCCUGCUGUCUUCCUAUAUCCACUAUGUCUUCCGGCUGCCCAACAUGGACCCCAACUCCCCCUCUCCAGGCCCAGGUGGGCUGGGGGGGUCAGUCCACUAUGCCACAAUGGCGCGCUCCGCAGUGAGGCCAGCCAGCCUUAACCUGAACCGUUCGCGCAGCCUGAGCAACAGUAACCCUGAUAUUUCAGGAACGCCCACCUCCCCAGACGAUGAAGUAAGGUCCAUCAUUGGUAGUAAGGGCUUAGACCGCUCCAACUCCUGGGUAAACACAAUGGGGUGCAAGAGCACCCCCUGGGGAUCCAGCCCUGGUUCUACCUCCGACUCCUCGCAGGCCAUGGAGCGCAGUGGCAAUCGCAUGUCAUCGCACACUGAGACCGCAAGUUUCUUGCAAACAUUAACAGGACGAUUGCCGACCAAAAAGCUGUUCCAUGAGGAACUGGCCCUGCAGUGGGUUGUGAGCAGUGGCAGUGUACGGGAAGGUGCUCUCCAGCAGGCUUGGUUCUUUUUUGAGCUCAUGGUGAAGAGCAUCAUCCACCACCUCUACUUUACCGACCGCCUCGAGUCACCUAGAAAGAACCGCUUUCCUGAGCGCUUCAUGGAUGACAUCACGGCUCUGGUCAGCACCAUUGCAGGAGACAUUGUCUCUAGGUUCCAGAAGGACCUUGAGCUGGUAGAGAGACUUAAUACCAGCCUUGCUUUCUUUCUCAAUGACCUGCUCUGUGUCAUGGACAGGGGCUUUGUCUUUUGUCUCAUAAAAACCUAUUGGAAACAGGUGUCCAUGAAGCUGUACGCCCUGCAGAACCCCACUCUAGAGUCCCUCCGGCUAGACUUCCUGCGCAUUGUGUGUAGCCACGAGCACUACGUCACCCUCAACCUGCCCUGCAGUCUUCUCACCCCCCCAGCUUCCCCAUCUCCUUCUGUGUCUUCCGCCACCUCACAGAGCUCAGGGUUCUCCAGUCACGUCCAAGACCAGAAGAUUGCCAACAUGUUUGAGCUAUCCGUGCCCUUCCGGGAGCAGCACUAUCUGGCUGGGCUGGUGCUAAGUGAGCUGGCAGUCAUUCUGGACCCAGAAGCAGAGGGGUCAGUACACUGGAUGUUUGGUUUGCACAAAAAAGCCAUCAGCGUGGUGCACAACCUGCUUUCCAGUCACGACUCAGACCCCCGUUAUGCAGAUAGUGAAGUCAAAGCUCGGGUAGCCAUGCUUUACCUGCCACUCAUUGGCAUUGUCAUGGAAACCUUGCCUCAGCUAUAUGACUUCACAGAAUCACACAACCAGUGGGGGCGACCUGGUGGUUGUGGAGUAGAAGACCAUGAGGCUGAGGGGAACAGCAUGAUCAGCCAGACGGUAGCCAUGGCCAUUGCAGGAACCUCUGUGCCACAGAUGUCUCGGCCCAGCAGCUUUUUGCUUAACCCUCAGACCACCCGGCAACACGGCUCCUUCUCUGCCGAGUCAAGCCGAAGUCUACUCAUCUGCUUGCUGUGGGUUUUAAAGAAUGCAGACGACAUGGUGCUGCAGAAGUGGUUCACAGACCUGUCUGUCUCUCAGCUGAACCGACUGUUGGACAUGCUCUACCUCUGUGUCUCGUGCUUUGAGUACAAGGGCAAGAAGGCCUUUGAGAGAAUGAAUAGCCUCACCUUCAAGAAGUCCAAAGACAUGAAAGCCAAGCUGGAGGAGGCCAUCUUGGGCUCCAUUGGGGCCCGGCAAGAGAUGGUGCGCCGCAGCCGAGGCCAGCUUGAGAGGAGUCCGUCAGGCAGUGCCUUUGGGAGCCAGGAGAACCUGCGCUGGAGGAAGGACAUGACCCACUGGCGUCAAAACAGUGAAAAGAUGGACAAGAGCCAGAAAGCUGUCAGGUUUAAGAACAGCCUACUGCUCAAUGGAAGGAGCCAGGACCCUUUAAUGGUUAGGACCAGAGCGGAGCUGGAGCACGAAGCACUUAUUGAUGGCAAUCUUGCGACUGAGGCUAAUUUGAUCAUUUUGGACACCCUGGAAAUUAUUGUACAGACAGUGUCAGUGACGGAGUCUAAGGAGAGCAUCCUUGGAGGAGUCCUCAAGGUCCUCCUGCACAGCAUGGCCUGCAACCAGAGCGCCCUCUAUCUGCAGCACUGCUUUGCCACACAGAGAGCGCUGGUGUCCAAGUUCCCGGAGCUGCUCUUUGAAGAGGAGACGGAGCAGUGUGCAGACCUGUGCUUGCGGCUCCUGCGCAGUUGCAGCAGUAGCAUUGGCACCAUCCGCUCUCAUGCCAGUGCCUCCCUCUACCUGCUUAUGAGGCAGAAUUUUGAGAUUGGCAAUAACUUUGCAAGGGUGAAGAUGCAAGUCACCAUGUCCUUAUCUUCGCUUGUGGGGACCUCUCAAAAUUUCAAUGAGGAGUUUUUGCGGCGAUCACUCAAAACCAUCCUUACAUACGCAGAAGAGGAUCUAGAACUGAGGGAGACAACAUUUCCUGAUCAGGUCCAGGAUCUUGUUUUCAACCUUCACAUGAUCCUGUCUGACACAGUGAAGAUGAAGGAGCACCAGGAGGACCCAGAGAUGCUCAUUGAUCUCAUGUACAGAAUUGCCAAGGGGUACCAGACUUCUCCAGACUUGCGUCUGACUUGGCUGCAGAAUAUGGCAGGGAAGCACUCGGAGAGGAACAACCACGCGGAAGCUGCCCAGUGCCUUGUACACAGCGCUGCCCUGGUGGCUGAAUACCUCAGUAUGUUGGAGGAUCGCAAGUACCUUCCUGUCGGCUGUGUCACCUUCCAGAACAUCUCAUCGAAUGUGCUGGAGGAGUCGGCCGUGUCUGAUGACGUGGUGUCCCCCGACGAGGAAGGCAUCUGCUCAGGGAAGUACUUCACCGAGGUCGGGCUAGUAGGGCUCCUCGAGCAGGCAGCCUCCUCGUUCUCAAUGGCUGGGAUGUAUGAGGCUGUGAAUGAGGUGUACAAGAUUCUCAUCCCUGUCCAUGAGGCCAGCCGUGAUGCCAAGAAGCUGGCCACUAUACAUGGUAAACUGCAGGAAGCCUUUGGCAAAAUUGUCCAUCAGAGCACAGGCUGGGAGAGAAUGUUUGGUACCUAUUUCCGCGUUGGAUUCUAUGGGUCAAAAUUUGGAGAUUUGGAUGAGCAAGAGUUUGUCUACAAAGAACCAGCGAUCACCAAGUUGGCAGAAAUUUCUCACAGACUAGAGGGUUUUUAUGGGGAGAGGUUUGGAGAAGAUCAGGUGGAGGUGAUUAAAGACUCCAAUCCUGUGGACAAGUGCAAGCUCGAUCCAAACAAGGCCUUCAUACAGAUAACGUAUGUGGAGCCUUACUUUGACACUUACGAGAUGAAGGACCGUAUCACGUACUUUGACAAGAACUACAACUUGAGGCGCUUCGUGUACUGCACGCCGUUCACGCUGGAUGGCCGAGCACACGGGGAUCUCCACGAGCAGUUCAAACGCAAGACAAUCCUCACCACUUCACAUGCCUUCCCCUACAUCAAGACACGCAUCAACAUUAUCAAUAAAGAGGAGAUCAUCUCCAUGCCCAUUGAGGUGGCAAUAGAGGACAUGCAGAAGAAGACACAAGAGCUCGCCUUUGCCACACACCAAGAUCCUGCUGAUGCUAAGAUGCUGCAGAUGGUGCUGCAGGGAUCCGUGGGCACCACCGUCAACCAGGGACCCCUGGAAGUUGCUCAGGUCUUCCUCUCAGAAAUUCCUAGUGACCCUAAACUGUACAGGCACCACAAUAAACUACGACUGUGUUUCAAAGACUUCACGAAAAGGUGUGAAGAUGCCCUCCGCAAAAACAAGAGCCUGAUCGGCCCUGACCAGAAGGAAUAUCAGCGAGAGUUGGAAAGGAACUACCACCGGCUGAAGGAGGCACUGCAGCCCCUCAUCAACAGGAAGAUUCCCCAGCUGUAUAAGCCUAUCCUACAGGUCAACUCUCACAGCAAAAGGACCGCUUGACAAGAGAUUCCUUCAGUCGAAUGAGUCUUCGUAAGCUGGAUAUCUGAAGAUUGAGGAAACGGGAUCUAAUUUAUUCAUUUGUAAAUUUCAGUAACCAGUGUUCAUGUCAGUAAGAAGAAGCUAACGUGAUAAAGGUUUGGUACGUCAUUCCAGUUUAUUAGUUUACAAACCUGUUACACAAUCAUUUUAAAGUGAGUCUUAUUACAAAGUAUGUCCAAUACGGAUUCAAUUUUUGCGUGCACUUUUGUUUUUUUCUAUGCUGUCCCUAUGUAUUUUAUUAGGCAUUGUACAACUUGAACGUUUACUAUUUAAUCCAAAAUGAAAACAAGCAAAAAAGUACCAGUGUUUUAUUUAAAUUCUUGGUUCAUCA